AUGCCUGACUUGAUGGAUGUCGAUACAGAGUCCCCAAGAGGCACAAAAAGGAAGGCAGAUGAUGUGUCACUAGAAGUAUCGGCCCCAAGAAGGAUCAGAGCUCUUGAUCCUGAUGUUGUCAACAAGAUCGCCGCUGGCGAGAUUAUAGUAGCGCCUGUUCAUGCUUUGAAAGAGCUGAUAGAAAAUGCCGUUGAUGCGGGUUCGACAUCUCUUGAAGUGCUUGUCAAAGAGGGCGGAUUGAAACUUUUGCAAAUUACUGACAAUGGCCAUGGAAUCGCUAAAGAAGAUUUGCCAAUUUUGUGUGAGCGCUUCACUACUUCGAAGCUCAAAGAGUUUGAGGACUUGUCCUCGAUUGGGACCUAUGGGUUUCGAGGGGAGGCCCUGGCCAGUAUAAGCCAUAUCGCGCAUCUUACUGUUACCACCAAGACAAAAGAUUCUAAUUGUGCUUGGAGAGCGAAUUAUGAUAGUGGGAAGUUGAUUCCUGCGAAGCCGGGCCAAAGUGCAGAUCCCAAGCCCACAGCGGGGCGUCAAGGGACGCAAAUUACUGUUGAGGAUCUUUUCUACAACGUCCCAACUCGUCGUCGUGCGUUUCGAUCCGCAUCUGAAGAGUAUAACAAAAUCCUCGAUGUUGUGGGGAGGUAUGCCGUCCACUGCGAAGGUGUUGCUUUCAGCUGUAAGAAGCACGGGGAAGCAGGUACGACAAUCUCUACUCAAUCGAAUGCUUCAACACUGGAUAAAAUUCGGCAAAUCCACGGAAGUGCAGUGGCAAAUGAGAUGAUAGAAUUCACAUCCUCGGAUGAACGAUGGGGAUACAAGGCACGGGGAUGGACUACGAAUGCCAAUUAUCACGUUAAACGGACUACUUUACUUUUGUUCAUCAAUCACCGUUCUGUCGACUCGACCAAUAUACGAAAGGCCAUCGAGCAAACAUACUCAACAUUUCUACCUAAAGGGGGCCAUCCUUUUACAUAUAUAAGCCUUGAAAUCGACCCUCAACGGGUGGAUGUUAAUGUUCACCCCACGAAACGAGAGGUCAACUUCUUGAAUGAAGAUGAGAUAAUCGAAAAGGUUUGCGGCGAUAUUCGAGUGAAGCUUGCGAAUGUCGACGUUAGCAGAACGUUCAUGACUCAAACCCUCCUCCCGGGUGUUCGAGUGCCUUCAUCAAAGGCAGGUCAAGACGAUGGUGAUACAUCUACUGGCAACGCUGGUCCAGUUGCUACACCAAAGCAAAGACCGUAUGAAAAUAACUUAGUCCGCACCGAUGCAAAGAUUCGCAAAAUUACAAGCAUGUUACCACCCAGCGCCUCGAAAGGUGGUGCAGAGACAUCAAGCUCUGGUCCAGACCGCCAAGGAGACGCAGAAUACGAGUACUCUGACCGAGAACUCGUUACCUACCGUCUCCUCACAAUCAAAGGACUGCGUGCCGAAGUCCGCGACGCAAUGCACAAUGAGCUGACCGAGGUAUUUGCUAGCCAUACAUUCGUUGGUGUAGUCGACGAGCGUCGCCGCCUGGCAGCCAUCCAAGGCGGCGUGAAGCUCUAUCUUGUCGACUACGGCAUGAUCAGCAACGAGUAUUUUUAUCAAGUCGGCCUCACAGAUUUUGGUAAUUUCGGGGCAAUCCGCUUCGACCCUCCUCUAAAUCUCCGUGAGCUGCUUUCUCUAGCCGCUGAGCACGAGAAAACCUCCACCCCGGCUACAACAGAGGAAGAGGAUUUCGACGUUCAGGACGUCGUCGACACAGUCGCCACUCAACUCAUCGAGCGGCGAGAUAUGCUCCUCGAAUACUUCUCCCUGGAGAUCUCCGAGGAGGGCGAGUUAAUCAGCAUCCCUCUUCUAGUAAAAGGAUACACACCAAGUCUGGCCAAACUGCCACGCUUUCUUCUCAGAUUAGGGCCACACGUGAAUUGGAAGGGCGAGAAAGAGUGCUUUGACACCUUUUUGCGCGAACUUGCCUCGUUUUACGUCCCUGAGCAGCUCCCACCAACCCCUGGACCUGGAGAUUCCAAAGAGGAUGGCGAUGAUACGAUCAAGGCUAGGAGACAAGAUGUCAUCCGCGCUAUAGAGCAUGUGCUAUUCCCGGCCUUCAGAGCAAGGCUAAUUGCGACGAAAUCGCUGAUGAAUCGUGGUGUGGUGGAGGUGGCGAAUCUAAAGGGCUUGUAUAGAGUUUUCGAGAGGUGUUAA
Molecule: messenger RNA, 2181 nt
Organism: Venustampulla echinocandica
Lineage: Eukaryota; Fungi; Ascomycota; Leotiomycetes; Helotiales; Pleuroascaceae
Exons: 3
Coding region: 1-2181 (726 amino acids)
Biological process (GO): mismatch repair
Cellular component (GO): MutLalpha complex
Molecular function (GO): ATP hydrolysis activity; ATP binding; mismatched DNA binding
Source: RefSeq, a predicted model, not a curated record